AUGUUGACUAAGUUAUUAUUAGCUCGUGUUCUCUCUCUCACUCUCUCUUUCUCUCUCGAUUUUCAUGUUGUUAAUUUCCUAUUCUCAAUUGCUGCUAAAUAUUGGUCGCAGGCAUUGGUAAAAAUUGGAUUCUCGCUGGACUCUCCUGCUUUUUACACUGUCUGUGAGAGUUUUGAUCAAAAGAAGAAUGGAAGAUUCAGAUUAGAUGAUUUCAUAUCUCUUUGUAUAUUUUUGCAGUCAGCUCGUAAUAUGUUUGAUUCAUUUGAUACUGCUAAGCAGGGCCGGGUGACUCUUGAUCUCAACCAAUUUGUAUAUUGCAUAAGGGAACGCAAAAAAAGAAAAGAAAGAAAAACGACUCCAGUUGAUGGCAAAUUUAAGCUUCACCACCGCCUCCACCACCUCCAACAGACCAAGCUUCAGAUGCAAAUUUAAGAGAGUCGCCAUCUAUUUCAGUUCGGGAGUCACAAGAUGAUUCUUAGUUUAUUUACAUUAAUUUACUAAGGAAUGUACUUUAUGAAUUUUUUUUUUAUUUUGGUAGGGGUAACCUUAAAAUGAUAACUUAAUGACUUAUUUUAGUAUUGAAUAUUAUAAAGAAUUUUAGCAUUAAACAUUUUAUUAUUGAAUGGUU
This is a messenger RNA of Humulus lupulus (European hop), 628 nucleotides long. RefSeq lists its product as uncharacterized. The transcript is spliced from 5 exons. The record is from RefSeq and is a predicted model, not a curated record. Bases 1 to 432 code for a protein of 143 amino acids. Lineage: Eukaryota; Viridiplantae; Streptophyta; Magnoliopsida; Rosales; Cannabaceae.